Messenger RNA from Paramecium sonneborni, 2744 nucleotides. NCBI's taxonomy places the organism in Eukaryota, Ciliophora, Oligohymenophorea, Peniculida, Parameciidae. The record is from the annotation of a GenBank genome assembly.
AUGGAACCAGAUAGUAAAUUAUUAUCACUCUUAGAGAAGGUUAAUAAUCCUAUAUAAUUGUUAAAAGUACAUAUAACAGUUAAAGUAAUUGGGCAAUAUAAUAAUUAUAUUAGGGAGUGUAUGGAUUUACAGAAGAUUGGAAAUUGACAGAUGAAACGAAUCCAGGAAUAUUUGCUAAUGUAGUUCGAUAUUAAGGGGAAGAUUUAUUUGGAAAGAUUAAGGGUCGAGAAUUAACAGAGAAAGAGAAGUUUGAAGAGUAUUAGAAAAAUAGUAAAAAGAACAAAAAAGACACUAAGAGUCCUGAAGAAGAAGAGUAAAUGAGAAAAGUAUUGGCAUAAGAAGAAGAAGAAGAAUUAAAAAAAUAAUAGUAUUUAGGGACACUUUCAGAAUAGGAUAAAUUAUUUUUUAUUUCUGAAGACAAAUUCAAAACUUCGAGUAUUUAAUAUGAAGAAACACAUACUAUAGAAAUAUAAAAUGUACGUUAAUUAGAAGAAGAAAUUUUAGAAUAAAGAAAUAUGAUUUAUUUUAUUCGAUAACCUGCAAUAACAGAAGAAGAAUUAGUAAAAUUGAAGAAAGGUAAGACAAAAAAUUUAAAUAAUGCUGAAUUAACAUAAAUAAUAUUUAAAGGUGUUUUUGAUUUAUCAGAUUUAUUAGAACCUGGAUGUACUCAUACAACAGUGAGAGCAUUUUUAUAAUAAGAAGAAAAUACAGAUUGUCCAAAAUAUAAUUGUGAUAAGAUGUAUGUAAAAGUAGAUAUAGAAACAGAACCAGCACUUACACCACUUGUAGAAGAUAUUCCUGUUUUAAAUAUUGAACCUAUAAUUAUUUAAAGAAUACCUAGUAAAUUUGAAUGUGUUGGACAAUUUUAAAGUAAAUAUUUUAUUACAAUUUUAAAGGGGAUAUUAAAGAGGCUAUGAAAGCAUUAGAUGAAGAAUAUACUAAACUUAAUCCAAGUGAUUAAAAAGCUAAAAUUAGUACUAAUUUAACAAUUUAAAAAAGAUAGGAAUUACAAAAGAAAAAAGAAUCUUUUUUAAAUGAAAUUAAUUAAUCAGGAAAAUAUAAGAUACUUUAAGAUAGAUUGAGAUCAUCAAUUAUAAGAGUUUGUAUUGAUAAAUUUGCAAAAGAAGGAUUAUUUGUUGGAGUCAAUAAGGAUGAAUAAGAUAGAUUAUUUGCAGAACUUUAUGUAUUUAUGAUGGAAGAAAUGUAAAAUACACUUGGUGAAUAUGUUUUAAAUAAUAAAGAAGAUAUUCAUGAAGAUUUAUAUUCAACAUAUGAUUAAAAUUAAAGAGAAAGAGAUAUAGUAUUCUAAUCAUUAAAAGAAUCUGCAUAUAAAAAAUUUAAGAGAUUUGCUGAGUAAUAUGAAACUAUUAAUCAAGUGGAUUAAGCUCUCAAAUAUUAUACUAAUAUGGUAUUAGUAGAUCCAAAAUCAGCUACUAUUUUUGCUAAAUAUUGUUUCAAAAUUUAGAGAUUUAAAGCAGCUGAAUAAUUAAUAUAAAUGGUUAGAGAUAUAGAAUGGAAUAAAGAAAAUGAAUUAUUAAUGGCUUGUCUUUAUAUUAGAAGAGAACGUUAUAAAGAAGCUAUCAAUAUUGUAUAAGCUUUACUUUAAAAAGAACCAAUAAAUACACUUUUUAAUCUACUUAUGUCAUUUAUAUACAAAUAAUAAGGAAAUCAAAAUUUAGCUGAUAAGUAUUCAAGAUGUACAUAAAGAAUAUUUAUGAGAACUAUGGGCUUACUAACUAAAGGGUAUUUUUUAAUCAUUUUAUUUAAGAUUUCCAAAAUAGUAACCAGAUCCUCAUAUUUUACCCAAUUUUAAAUAAUAGAUGAUUGAAUAAUAAGAGAAAGCUAAAAAAGCUCCAGUUUUAACUCAAGAAUAGACUGAUUAAAUAUAAUUAGAAUUAAUUGAAUAUUUUGCAUCUAGAAGUUUAUUUGAUUUAGCUGAAAAAGCUCUUGGAAAUAUCAAAGAUAAAACAACUCAAAAAAUUAAUAUAAUUAAAGCUUAGAUUCAUAUUUUUAAUGAAAAUUAUACAGAAGCAUAAAACUUAAUUCAAAAAAUCUUAAAUUAGAAUCCAAAAAAUUAUGAAGUCUAUUUAAUUAAAGGUGCUUUAUGUUAUCAAACAGAAUAAUUUUAUGAAGCAGAAGAAACUUUUCUUAAAGCUUUAUCUAUCUAACAAAGAAAAUCUUUUGAUAUUCUAUUAAGAUUAGGAUAUUUGUAUUUGAAGCGUAAAUCUUGGUAAGAUGCAAAAACUAUUUUUGAAAGAGCUUUAGAUUAAUAAGUACCUUCAAAUAGUUCCUUAACCUGGUUAGGAUUGGGUAUUUCAAAUUUAAGAUUGAAAGAUCCUAUAGCUGAAGAAUGUCUUUGUUAAGCAAGCAUUCAUGAACCUUUCAAUGGUGAAGUUUGGGGUUAUUAAGCCUUAAAUUGUUUAUAAUAAAAAAGAGGAUAAUAGGCUAAAUAAUGUUUAUAAAGAAUGGAAUAAACUGAGGUUAAUGAUUUAGAUUUAUUACUUGAAUUAGCAGAUGAAAUGUACAAAUGCUAAGAUUUUGAAAGUUGUAGAUAAAUAUUGAUGAGAGUUUAUAAUUCCAAAGUCAAAAUACCUAAUAUGGGCUUAUUAUUAAAGAAUCUUGGUUAAGUACAUGCUGAAUUGCAAAGAAAAGAAGAAGCUAAAUAAUAUUAUCAAGAAUCUUUGUUAUAUUUAGAGAGUGCUAAUGAAAAAGCAAAAGUUAUUAAAGAAAUUAAGAUUUUAUGA